Molecule: messenger RNA, 966 nt
Organism: Cordyceps militaris CM01
Lineage: Eukaryota; Fungi; Ascomycota; Sordariomycetes; Hypocreales; Cordycipitaceae
Exons: 6
Coding region: 1-966 (321 amino acids)
Source: RefSeq, a predicted model, not a curated record
AUGUCCAGGAUGCCCGAUAAUCAUGCAUCGAGCGAGACGGUCCAGAAAACGAAGUGGGAUUGCCCAAAACUUAGCACCUACGGCUUUGCGCAAUGCCUUGGCUGGGUUUUCGUGCUGUUCUUCAAGCAAGCUGCAUAUUACGCGGCUUCUGUCAUGCGAAUGCCCUUUCAUAGGUUCAGAGAUGCCAGCAUCGAGGCGCGCCUCAACGGCCGACCGCGGCGCCAAGCAGAUGUGCAGCGAAGGCCCUCUACGAUGAAACAGACCAUAUCCAUCUGUCCUCCCACCUCUAGUCUUGGGAGCCAAUGCACUCAUCCUCGCUGCGAAGCACCCAUGAAAGACGAGAUGGCACUUUUGAUGGCAUUGCUCAAGUGGACGGCCGAGAACGCCCGAGGUGCUAAAAGAGCGGCUUCACUCUUACAUACCUGCGAAACAGAUUUCAUAGAGUUCGCAGCGGACCACCGCCGUCAUGAAGAGCGUGACCUCUUGCUUCAGUCUCGGGUGAGGAGACGGAGCGAUCUCGGCCAGGUCGACGCGGACUUGGUACCCAGCGCGCUCCCGCUGGGCGUAACCGCAGGUCGGGAAGGCGUGGUUCCUGGCCAGCCUGGAGGCGUCCCUCACGACGGGCAUGCGACUAAUGGCGGUGAUUUACGAGGAUCGAGUGGCCGCCGUCUGAAGCUACGAGCGCGGCGAUAUUUUUCAAGAUACAUUCAAUUUCAUUGCAUUUCCAAAUUCACUUCAAUUUCAUCAUACAAUGUGUUGGACGCCUGCCAGGUUGGCACUCCAACGUUAGUUCGACAAGUUGGGAAAUUUUGGGCGCUCAACGCCACAGCGCUGACCUGCGAGAGUCUUUAUCGGACCAAAUCUCGGGGUAAAUCGCCCCCAAAAUACCGAGAUGUCGCUUCGGAGCCCAAACUGGUUGGUACCGAGAGCUCGCACCCUCCGAUACCGCUGGUCGCUGUCGGAUAG